UCCUCCUCCUCUGCUCUCUGAUCUCAGGUCCUCUAGUCACAGCAGGAGACAGAACUCAGCUCCCGGUCCGGGUUCCGAUCAGAACCGGCUGCUUUAACCAGAACUCUUCAACGUCGGUCCCUUCCGGAGGUAUCCCUCUCCCAGCCUCACCUGGACCCAGAAACACCUGCCGCUGCCAUGAGAGCGGAACCGUGUGAGCAGUAGAACCCUCACACAGCGGACCAGGAACGAAGAACCGGGCCGCCCGGACCGAAACCAUGGAAUCACCGAAUUCUGGAGAGGAGUUCCGUCCUGCACAGGACCAGGACGUUGAAGAGGUCUUCCUGUCGAGGUCUGACCCAGGGAGAAGGAUACGUAAACACCUGCAGGAGAAGCUGGAGCAGCGGCGGUGCCAGCUGUGGGUGGGGCUGGGGCUGCUGCUGACGGCGGCGGCGCUGGCGCUGCUGACGGGACUGCUGGUGUGGCACUUCCACUUGCGCCGGGACGUCCAAGUCAAGAAGGUCUACAUCGGCUCCAUGGGCAUCAGCGACCAGACCUUCACCGCAGAGCAUGAGGACCCCAGCAGCAACCAGUUCAGGAGCCUGGCAGAUCUGGUCAACAAGCAGCUCAAACUGAUCUACAAUGAAAACUCGGUCCUGGCCAGGUACUUCACAAACUCCACGGUCCAGACCUUCAGUCCGGGAGACGAGGAACCCGACGGCGUCGUGGCCUACUACGAGUCGGAGUUCCAGCUCCCCGCGCCGCAGGCGGCGGCGCUGGACGAAGCCAUCGCGUCUCUGGAGGCGGCGGCAGGAAGCCAGCGCAGCGGGCGACUCAUCCUGAAACCCAGCGACGCUCUGAGCAUGCGGGGCGUCUCCUCUGCAGCAGCUCUGGAUCCACGGCUGACCCAGAACUCCGUGUCUGAGAACAAACCGAUCGACGUCCACGUCAGCAGGAACGGCAGCAUCAGCUCUCCAGGGUUCCCCGACACGCCGUACCCUCCCAACACCUUCCAGAGGUGGAGGCUCCGGGCCGACCCGAGGCACCGGGUCCGGCUGGACUUCCACACCCUCAACCUGGAGGACGACCAAUGCCAGAAGGACUUCAUCAGGAUCUACGACUCUCUGGUGCCCAUCGAGCCCCGCCUCCUCACAGAACAGUGUGGAUACCCCCAGGGCUCCCUGUCCUUCGUGUCCUCUGGGAACGUCAUGCUGGUGGUGCUGGUCACCAACAAAGACAAGAACUUCCCUGGGUUCAGAGCCUUCUACUCCCAGAUUCCUGCAGCUGACGGAGAAUGCGGAGGGACGCUGAGCGGAGACCGAGGAACCUUCUCCUCGCCGUUAUUUCCUGCCAACUAUCCGCCUAAAGCCCACUGCACCUGGAAGAUCCAGGUUCCCAAAGAGAAGUUUGUGAAGGUUCAGUUCCAGAAGUUUGCUGUGGGGAAACGUGGAACAUCGUGUCUCGAUGACUACGUGGAGAUCAACGAUGAGAAGUUGUGCGGCGACGUGCCAGCGACCGCCAUGUUCACCACCCAGAGCAACGAGAUGAGCGUCAGCUUCAAGUCUGACGCGUCGCACGUCUACCAGGGAUUCACCGCCGACUACGAAGCCUUCGUCCCGAGCAAUCCUUGUCCCGGGACGUUCAAGUGCAGCAACAACCGUUGCAUCAACCCAACGCGCCAAUGUGACGGCUUCAACGACUGCGAGGACAACAGCGACGAGUUCGACUGCAAAUGCGACGCCAUGCAGAUGCAGUGUAAAAACAACCUCUGCAAAACAAAGUUCUGGAGGUGUGAUGGCAUCGACGACUGCGGCGACAACUCUGACGAGGAGGGCUGUGUGCAAUGCACAGCGGGAGAGUUUUCCUGCAGGAACGGUCGCUGCAUCUCCGACCAGCUGCUGUGUAACGGCCAAGACGACUGUGGCGACGGUUCUGAUGAGUCCAGAUGUCAGAAAUCUCUGCAGCUUCUCUGCUCCAACUUCACCUUCCGCUGCAGGAGCGGCGACUGCAUCAGCAAACUGAACCCAGAGUGUGACGGCGAGGAGGACUGCGAGGACGGUUCUGAUGAGUCCGACUGUGCCUGCGGCAUGCAGCCCUUCCACAGCUCCCAGAUCGUGGGCGGUCAGCCGUCGCGGGAGGGGGAGUGGCCCUGGCAGGCCAGCCUCCACAUCAGGGGUCAGGGACACGUGUGUGGAGCGUCGGUGCUGAGCGACCGCUGGCUGCUGACCGCCGCCCACUGCGUCCAGGACGAGAACGCUCAGGCGGACCAAUGGCUGGCGCUGCUGGGUCUGCACGCGCAGGGCCAGACCAACGAGUGGACGGUGACCCGGAAGGUGAAGCGGAUCAUCGCCCACCAGAACUACGACCACAAGAGCUCCGAUAACGACAUCGCCCUGAUGGAGCUGGACUCCGGCGCCACCCUGAACCAGUACAUCUGGCCCGUCUGCCUGCCCUCGCCCACCUACGACUUCCCAGCGGGCCAGGAGGCGUGGAUCACCGGCUGGGGCGCCACCAUGGAGGGAGGUACCGCUGCCAACAUCCUGCAAAAGGCAAAGGUCCGGAUCAUCAACGGCACGGUGUGCGUGAACCUGCUGCAGGGCCGCGUCACCGACAGCAUGCUGUGUGCCGGCAUCCUGAAAGGAGGCGUGGAUGCCUGUCAGGGCGACUCCGGCGGACCGCUGACCGUCACCAACGCCGCAGGGCGGUUCUUCCUGGCCGGCGUGGUGAGCUGGGGCGAAGGCUGCGCCCUCAGGGACAAACCCGGCGUCUACACCCGCAUCACCAGGUUCCGCAGCUGGAUCAAGCAGCACAGCGGAGUUUAGCUCCAGCGGGACUCUGCUUGUCCUUGGCUGCUUUUCCCAGACCAAGAUGUCCUCCAUCACCAUCUCCAUGGGUCCAGAUGUUUAAAGCUGCUGGUCUGACCUGCAAUCGUCUCUGGUUUCUAACGAGAACUGAAGCAGAUCUGCUCCUAAAUAAACGUCAGCUUGAUGACCCGGAUCCUCGGUUUCUGCACAGCUGCAUCAGGACAUGAAUCCAGAUGUGGGGAAGAUUUAAACCUUUCAUGGUCUGUCCCCGCCCUGCUGUCCUAGUUAAAGUACCGGUCCAGAAAAAACAUUUUUUGCUUUGGAUUUUUAUUGUGAGCAAACCGCGUGCAGCACAUGGUUCUGGACCGCAGUCCUCCAGAACAGUGACGGGUUCUGGGAGGCUCCUGGGAACUUUAUUACAGCAGAACAUGUUCUCUUUCUUGAUCGGGUCUUUCUGUUUAGAAUCUUGUGUUUUUUCUGCUUUUUGAAGCAUUUUAUUUGGUUGUUUGUGGUGUUUGUUUCUAAAAUCUUUAUAUUUUCCGUCUCUCCUGCCUCCAACCUUCAGUGAUGCUGUGAUUAAUCAGAACCACAGGCUGAUUCUGGUCUUUAAGAAUAUUCAUUUUGCUUUUAAUUUACUUUAUAAUAAUAAUAAUAAGAAGAAUAUGUUUUAAAUGUCUUGAGAGCAAAGUGGAACAGAAAUAAACGUGAUAAUUCUG
Molecule: messenger RNA, 3499 nt
Organism: Fundulus heteroclitus (mummichog)
Lineage: Eukaryota; Metazoa; Chordata; Actinopteri; Cyprinodontiformes; Fundulidae
Gene: st14b
Product: ST14 transmembrane serine protease matriptase b
Exons: 19
Coding region: 258-2801 (847 amino acids)
Biological process (GO): proteolysis; acrosome reaction
Molecular function (GO): protein binding; serine-type endopeptidase activity
Source: RefSeq, a predicted model, not a curated record